Arctia plantaginis is the source of this 4164-nucleotide messenger RNA. NCBI's taxonomy places the organism in Eukaryota, Metazoa, Arthropoda, Insecta, Lepidoptera, Erebidae. The record is from the annotation of a GenBank genome assembly.
AUGGCCCGAAUGGGAAAAACGGCACAAGAAUUUAUUCAAGACUCAUUUUCCCCUAUAAUUGCAAUAUUGUGUAGUCCUAAAGUAGAAAAUGUCGUAUCCAAAAAUAAUCUGUCUUUUACUGAACUACUGCAACCAUUUUCAACCAUGGACUUCGAAGGUCAAUUUAGAGAUCCUAGUGGUAAUACCUGCACUAUAAAAAAUUGGAAACUAAUUAUGAGAGAAAUAAACUGGAAGCCAUUACAACCAACAGAAGCAAGAAGACAGCUAAAUAAUGCAGUAUUAUAUAAUUAUCAUGAUAAGAUUGUUUCCAUGGAAAUUGACGGAAGAAAAUUUGAUAUACCUCAAUCCACAAAUUGGUUUGAUGCUUGGAGGGAGACUUAUCUCGAAGUACAGUUUCCAUCAGACCAUGAAUUUACAAAACAUUUUAUAUCAUGUAUAAUAGUAGGAACUACUUCAGAUGAAAAUGUUAUAGACAGUUUUAAUAAUUUAAAUCAACAAUAUGCACAGUUGCAAAAUGUGACACCACCAAAAUUACCAAAGUGGUUCAACAGCAGUGUUUUAAAGUCCUACCUUCUACUCCAUGAUGUGUCUGCAGUACCUAAGGAAAAGGCUGAUACUUCAUUUGAAUUAUUGAAACAAACUUUUGGAGCUAGUAAUUGCUUCCUGUUAUCAAUUAAUUCUAAGAGUACAUUAGAUCAAAAUAUAGCAACAGACUUAUGGGCUCAGUUUGUUAAGAGAACAUCACAACCCAAAAAUGAGAUGUCUUCAUCACUUACUAAUUUGCCAACUACACCUGCUGAGCCACAAGCAGCAUUUCCACCAUCCUCAAUGAACUUACAAGCAGAUGACAGCAAUGCACUUACAACUGGAAUAAAUCCAGAAAAUAUGCAUCCAUUGAAUACGCCUGAAACAGAUAUUUAUGAUAAUGCAAACAGUUUACAGACUCAUUCAUUCUCUGGAAGCUCUGAAAGCGUAAAUGUAGCUGGAAGAGUUUUAGAAUUUUCAACUGAGGUUCAUGGUACAGCUCUAAAUGCAAAUGAUCUUGAGGCUAUUAAGAAUUUUUUGCAUGAGUACGCAUCUAAGGCAUUACUACCCUACAUGGAAAAGCAAAUAUCGCUUUUAUCUGAAAUUGUAGCAAACCGAAAGGGUGUCAGCAGAUCGUUGUUAUCUGCAACAAAACGGUGGUUUGGCACUGGGAAAACUGGAAACACGACCAGCAACAGUACUGUUAUAUACACGAGUGAUUGUCCAGAAUUGCAAUUAAGACGCUUAGGAGACCUCUGGUUUUUAUGUCGCCAAUGGCAACGUGCGUUUGAUGCUUAUCAUACAGCGAAAAGAGAAUUCUACGCCGACAGUGCUUGGCUUUGUUAUGCUGGUGCUCUGGAGAUGGCAGCGAUUAGUGCGUUUAUGGCAGGAGACGCCAACCGCAAAACUCAUGGGUAUAUGGAGGAGAGCAUUGUAACUUACCUGAAUACAUGUAGGAUGGUGCAAUACGCCGUGAGAGCCACUUUACUUUCAGUCCUUUGCUUAAGUGGUUCUGGUUUGCAUGGAGAAGCCGCUAAACAGUUGAUCAGGAUGACAUCAGAGGACAGUGAUCUGCGUAGCGCUAUGCUGUUGGAACAGGCUGCACUCUGUUUUUUGUCCGGUCCAGGCACUAAGGGCAUGUGCAGAAAGUACGCGUUUCAUAUGGUUUUAGCGGGUCACCGAUUCUCAAAAGCCGGGCAGAAAAAACACGCAUACAGAUGUUAUAAACAAGCUUAUCAGGUAUACGAAAAUAGCGGGUGGCGGUUGGCGACCGACCACGUGCAGUUCGCGCUGGGGCGGCUGGCGAGCGCGCAACGGAACGCGCGCGAUGCGCUGCGCUGGCUGGCGGCGCCGCUCGCGCCCUCCGGCCACCAGCCGCCGCACCAGCAGGCCGCUUUCCUCCGCGAGUACAUGCUGGCGCACCAGCAAUGGAUAGAGAGCGCUGAAGAGCCUCGAGAAAGAUUAGAGGAGCUGCCAUUACCGCUAGUAGAAGAUCGCGAGACAAGUGUACUUUGUGUAGGACCUGCACCGCUGGCCUCGCCGCGGCGCCGUGCCGCCACUUCACUAUCUCUCGGAGCUCCUUCAGAGUCAAUUAGCGACGACCGUUCUUGGCGUACUCUUGAAGAAAUGUUACUGCAAGUGGCACAGGGUGCUGUACCCAUGAUAUUCAAACCUACCAUUGAUCUAUACACUAGUGCUGCAGAUGCCGAACCCCUCGUGCCACAAGGAGAACCUAUACAGAUAUCCGUAACGCUAUGGAAUCCGUUAAAGAUCACGUUGGUAUUAAAAGAUGUGGAGCUGUUGUGGCGGUUUGUGACCGGCGUCGAUGAUGGCACAGGCGACGAGACUGUUCUUAACAAUGAACAAGCGUUGGCCGCGGGACAACCCUUGGAGAGCAACGUUAUAUUUAGUCAAAAAAUUCAAUCUGUGCAACUCGAGGGUGACUCUAAAAAAGUAUUAAUAUUCACCUUGACGCCUCUACAAGUUGGUCGCCUUAAUAUACAUGGCUUAGCUUAUAAGUUUGUUAAUGUUGGCGAAGGAGGCAUUGAAAAUGGCAACAGUGUAAUGAUAUCAGGAAAGGUUAACAUCGGUUCCAGCGAAAAAGGACCCUAUAAACGAUUAAGAAUUACAGUUAUUCCAGAAGCACCUUGUUUGCAGAUGACUUUAUCAGAAACCAAUGCAGAUAUCAUAAGUGGAGAAAUGAGAACGGUAGAUGUCGAAUUUACAAACGUCGGACCCGUCGAUAUGAACGACCUUUACGUCGCCGUGUCUCAUCCUGACUGCAUGCAUCUCGUAACCUCCGAAGAGGAAAACGAUUUUAAAGAGUUAUAUGAAGAUAAAUACCGUGAACUACCUCAUUACCCAGAGGAGCGCGCGGCGCGCGCGGCGGCGUGGCGCGGUGCGGCGGCGCGCCACGUGCGCAUUGCGGCGGCGCAGCUGGCGCGCGGCGCGUGCGUGCGCGCGCGGCUGCUACUGCGCCCGCGCGCCGGAGCCGCCGACCUACGCCUGCUGGCCUACCACGCCACGGGCCAAAGCGCCCGUCCCUACCGAUUGCUGCGUCACGUGUUCCGCUUCCGUCUCACUGAAGCGGUUGAGCUGGCGGUGACUCCUAGUCGUAGUCUCGGACAAAACCAGGAAAACUUCGUGGAAACUAUGAAUUUGUCGGUGGAGGUGAAAAAUAUCUUUAGUGAAAAGAGCGAGGAAAUCGUAGUCGAAGUGCUAGAGGCUUCUCUUCUAAGUCGGCAGUGGACCCUUGUGGGUCUAGUGGCAGCGCGUGGUGCUUCAGAACCACUCACCUCGCGCGAGAAACUUCACUUCGUUCUUCGAGCUAGACGUAUACGUUCAUCACUGCCGGAGGAAAAAGUUGAAAGAUCAUGUGUCAAAAUUGCUGACGGUCAUCCCGAUGCGAUUGCCGAUAUCAAUGUCCCACCAUAUUCCAACUUCGUGAUGGAUAGUCAGCCCUCCAUUAUUGAAUCGCCUGAAACGCCUAUGUUAAAGGAUACUACUACGCGCGUAGGCUUGAUACAGUCGAUGUUUGUUCUGCGAUGGAAAGUACUAGAGAAAAAUAAAGGGCACUCUGCAAUUGGGCAACACUGUCUGUGGUUGGAUUGUUUUACGAAAGCCGUUUCUCGUGAAAAAGAAAUUGUACCAGUAGACGCGACUUCUUUACAGCUGGACGACUAUGAUAGCAAAUUAAAUUUACAGGAAAUGAAUAACAAAAGCAAAAAAGAUGAUGUUGUUAUAUUUAGAUUGGAGCACUCCAACCACAUCAAUCACAAUUUUGAGGAAAUGAAAAUAUGUUUAAUUCCAAUCACUUUAAAUAUUGUUAACUGCUAUGGAAUUCCUGUAAAAGUAUUUAUAGACAUGUCAAAGCAAAAGAGUAGAGAAAUGUCUGGCGAAUUGGGAUGGGCUGGAGCCCUCAGUUACGGAUCCGACGUUGAACCCAAAGAAUUAGGUGUCAGUGUAAAACUCGACAAGUUUGAAUCUAAACGGGUACAAGUACGAGGUAUAUGUGCUGCGCCCGGAACGUACCUUGUAGGUUCCGCCUUUUCUGUAUCUACUACCGGUGAAGGUGCCAAUGUUAAUGUCUCUAAUGUUUCUAAUAAUACUUCUUUGUUAAUAGUACAACAAGCUGCAUAG